Phanerochaete carnosa HHB-10118-sp is the source of this 2745-nucleotide messenger RNA. RefSeq lists its product as uncharacterized. The transcript is spliced from 3 exons. Bases 1 to 2745 code for a protein of 914 amino acids. The record is from RefSeq and is a predicted model, not a curated record. NCBI's taxonomy places the organism in Eukaryota, Fungi, Basidiomycota, Agaricomycetes, Polyporales, Phanerochaetaceae.
AUGCAUCUACCCAGCCUCCCGCUGUCACUGCUCGCGCUGCUGCCCGUCGCGUAUUCAACGCAGAUCACCUUCCAGACAAACGCUACCGUUCUAUCGACGAACAUCAUUGAUGCACUCUCCGCGGAUCCAGACUACACAUCGUUGCUGGGCUUGUUGCAGCUUGCCAAGCUCAUCCCAACGCUGAACGAGCUGACUGCCACGACUCUGUUCGCACCAACUAAUGAGGCCAUCAAGAGGCACGCGACGACGAACGCACUCUGGCUAAGUGCACUGCAGAAUGAGGAGCUGGCACCACGAGACAACAUCCAAGAGAAGCUGCGGCAGGAGCUACUCUACCAUAUGCUCAACUGCACUCUGUCCUCCUUGCCUGAGAACGAGGAUCCCAGUGUGCUGAAGACCAUGCACUUCCCACGGAAACCUACCGAACCGCCUUCCCAAGACCCUCCGCCAUAUCCUCCAUGGAUGCCGGUACCUGGUGGCACACUUGGUGGUGAGCCGCAGCGCCUACGAGCUGCUUCGAGAAAUGCUGCUGCGCGGGUCGGGGUGGACGCUUUUGGUAAAGGGGGUGCAACAGUGACCAAGGAGCUCGUGCAGGCGUCGAACGGACUGCUCAUUGGAAUAGAUAAUGUGCUGGAGGUCCCACCAGACCUAGGUACGCAUUCGAGCAUCAAUAGCGAAGCAAUGCACACUUACUGGGAGCUACUAGCUACCGUCAUCCUGCAUCACCCGUCACUAUCGUACCUUCAGAAUAUACUCACUCCUGAGCUGGUCGAGUUCCUCAACUCUACUUCAGACAUGACACUCUUUCUCCCGGUAGACAAGGCAUGGGAGGCUUUGCCAUAUUACGAACGGUUAUACCUCGAAAGCAAAUAUGCCACGGACGAUCUGACUCGUAUAGUGAACAUGCUCGCAGUCGAGAAGAAGGCGAAACAAGUUCACUAUUCCGAAUCUUUCUCCUCUUCUCCGGAGUUUACAACAAUUGACGGUCAGGUACUAAAGGUCCAUCACUCGGAAGAAGAUGGAAAGACGAACAUAUCGUUUGCGGAGCUCGUGGAGCCGGACAUCUAUGCAUCGAACGGUGUGGUUCACACUGUUUCCGAGCUUCUCGUCCCGCCGGAAGCGCUUCAACUCAAUCCUGAGAAAUUCCUCCUGGUCUUGAACUGCACAUCUUUCGUCUCUCUCCUUCACACCGUUAAUCUCACCUCGCUAAUCAAUGACACGGACGCUCACUGGACUAUUCUCGCUCCCCGAGAUGAUGUUCUCGAUAUUCUUGGGGACAAUGGCCUUCCCGCUCCUGGUAGUGAGGAACUGAGGAAGAUGCUACAGUACCAUUUUAUUCCGGGAAAGAAGGCAUCGAAGAAGCUGAAGAGCGGCAUGCUCCUAGAGACUGCGCUUGAGGAACCAGGCCUAGAUGGCGGUCGGCAGGUCUUGAGUGUGGACGUGAGCGAAAGUGUUCGCGAGAAGUCGUCCAUCACGUUCGGUGGCGCGAGCAUCAUUGGCGAACCAGUGGAAAUCAAUAAUACCUUGAUUUAUUUCAUUGCGCGACCGCUCACGCCACCUGUAGACCCGUUGGCCACCGCGGUUCCCAUGCUCGAUUACUCCACCUUCCUUACUGCGAUUUUCUCAACCAGCUUGGCCGACAAGCUAAGGAACACCUCUCGCACGACCUUCCUCAUGCCAUACAACGACGCCUUCCAGAGACUAGGCAUGCUCGUUACUACCCACCUCCUCGCGGCAUCCUCCAAAUCUGACUUGGAAAGCGUCAUCCGACACCACGUUAUCAGUGGCGUGGAAUAUGCUGGAGGUCUGGUCAAUGGUUCGCAGCGGACGUACGCCACCCUUGAGGGUUCAGAUCUGCACGUUCAGCGCAAGAAAGCCAAAGACAAUUCCACCAUCUUGCUAAGUGCAAGUGGCGGCUGGGCCGACAUGCAUUCCGUGCUCUAUCCCAGGGACGCUCUCACGGAGACUGGAGUUAUACACGAAGUCUCGGAGGUCAUGAUCCCACGCUCCAUCAACCUCACGAUAGGCAAACUCAUGCGCGCCGCGAAGGGGACGAACAUGAUUUCGCUUGUGACUAAGGCGGGUCUCGAGUGGAUAUUGAACGGCACUUCUCCUCCGGAGGGAACCCCUUGGGCGGAUAUGGGUCUAGACGGCGCGGGAUGGACCGUACUUUGUCCACCGGACGAAGCAUUUAAAGGUCUCAACCUGACAGAACUCUAUGAGGACCCUGAGAAGACUCUGGAUGUAGUCCUCCAACAUGUCAUCCCUGUCCAACGACCCUCACGGUCGCCCCCAGACGACACCUCACUCGCUGCGACAGUCAACGAGAACCGACCCCUUGUCAUGGACGACUCGACCUCGUACACGACCCUCCUGACCAGCACGACGGAGUCGCUUUAUUCGGACGUUGUCUUCCGCGUCCUCGAAGGUGGGAACACUGUCGUAGGAAUCAAGGGUGCGAGGGGGGCCGAUGGCAAGAACGACUGGGCCCGUGUCACCGCGUGGGGUCGGGCGACGACAGGUGGCGGAACAGGCGGUGUUGUGCAGAUUGACACAUUGCUUCUGCCGUACUACCCGUCGCCAUGGGUCAAGUACGGGGGGCCUGUUGCGAUUGCGUUUGUCGGAACGCUGCUCAACUUCGCGUUCUUCUACGCUGUCUGGAAGUUCUGGCAGAGAGACACCACAGAAGCCACGUACGAGCCGAUAGGUGGUUUCGCCCAGAGCCAAGAGGACGAAGAGCAAUAG